Trichomonas vaginalis G3 is the source of this 462-nucleotide messenger RNA. RefSeq lists its product as uncharacterized. NCBI's taxonomy places the organism in Eukaryota, Parabasalia, Trichomonadida, Trichomonadidae. Bases 1 to 462 code for a protein of 153 amino acids. The record is from RefSeq and is a predicted model, not a curated record. The transcript has a single exon.
AUGGAAGAAAAGAUUAAUAUCGAUACAGUGGGAAAUACAUCCGGAGACGUGUAUGCACUUAAUAAACUAAUUCAAAAUAUGAUUGUAACAAUACGAAAACAGCAAACGUGUUAUAAUCAAGUUUAUGAAAAGGCAUUACAACAUAAGGCUGAUAAUACAACAUGCCAUUUACAAAAUUGUGGACUAAUAUUUACUGUUCCACCUAGCGUGUAUGAUUGGUCAACACUUGAACAAAAGAUAAAGAAUUUGCAACCAAAAAUUCGACAGGCUAAGGAAGAAAGAGAUCAGAGACAAAUAGCAAAUGAUAUUGCAAUUGAAAAUAUUAAAUCAGAAAUUGACUAUCUACGACAAGAAAUAAACUCAAUUCAAAAAAAUCUAUCAAUAAAACCAAUGCAUUCUACCCCAGGAAAGAGACGUCUUCAUGAUAUCCCUGAAGUCCAAAAUCAAUCACUUCCAUUCUAA